Messenger RNA from Miscanthus lutarioriparius, 1344 nucleotides. Lineage: Eukaryota; Viridiplantae; Streptophyta; Magnoliopsida; Poales; Poaceae. The record is from the annotation of a GenBank genome assembly.
AUGGCUAGGGUUCUUCCUCCUGCUACUACUCCAAAUCAAGUCUUCAAGAGUUCUAGGUGCUAUCUAGCUAUUUUUCCCCUUCGAUUUGGCCUCCUAGUGCCCUCUAUUUUGGGAUCCUCUCUGCUGCUCGACAGGGGUCGUGACCCAUGGCUCACGGUUGCCCGAGGUCUUCGGCUAUUUGGUCUGGUUCUUGGCUUCCUCCAGGCUCUUCUUAUUUGCUCCCCUUUAGACCUACUCCCCAAGUCCAAGCCUGGUCAAGGCACUUCACUGUGUCGUCCGGCUGCUGCUACUGGAUUGGCUGGCACCCUUCUAGAAGGGGAUAAAGACACACAAGGUGGUUUCAUGAGGUACUUUGGCAAUCAGCCACAUAAUUUUCAUUUGGUUGGUGCACAUUGUAUUCCUGAAACCAAUGGUGGAAGUUUGCCAUCAGAGGUGGAACUCUUAUCAGAGCAGCACCCUGUUCUAGUCAAUGGCGAGAACGAAAAUGUUAGGACUGAGAAGUGGAUUAUGUGGACACCAAACGAAGACGAAAGAUUGAUGAGUGCUUGGAUUGAAAAUUCAACGGACUCAGCCACCGGAGCCAAUAGGAAGAGCGAAGCAUAUGGGGCACGCAGGCCUGUAGAUCCAGCGGGUGCAGAACUGCAGAUCCAACUGUGCAAGGGAGGAAGACUGCACGAAGAAUAUGAGCUCCUCCUCAGUUUGUCAGCAGCAGCCAGCAAGACAAGAAAGGGCUCUGCAGCAGCCAGGGUGUUUACAAGUGGCUACUCUGAUCAGAUGUGGAUGGAUGCAGCCGACGAGUUCUAUUUGGAUCACAAGCUAGGACCCUUCAUGAUUAAGAAUGUUUGGAAAAUAUGUCGUGAUGUGGCGAAGUGGAAAACAUACAACGAAGAGCUGAAGAACGCUCGUAAAAGGAAGUCAUAUCACCUCGAAGAAGACGCAAGUCAAAGGCAAUGGGAUGAUGGAAAAUCAAAGGAAUCCGCAAUUCAUGUGGAAAAGCUUGAUAAAUUGAGCAAGUCCCAAGAAGAAGCUAUUACAAACCGCAUGAAGGUGCUAGAGCUGGAGCAGAAGCUGUCUUCCGAUAAGAUUGAGACCACAAGGCUUGCCCAUUUAGCAGCACAGGAGAACAGAGAGUCAAAGAAACUUGAGAUGGAGGGGAGGAGGCUUGAGAUGGAAUCAAAGAAGCUUGAGAUGGAGGGGAAGAAGCUUGAGAAAGAAUCAAAGAUGAUGGAUGCAUAUAACAACCUCAUCUCACAAGAUACUAGUUCAAUGACAGACGACGAAAAGUCUGAGCGAGUUGCUGCCAUGAAGUGUUUGAGAAAGAUGCUUUUUCCUGAAGUUAUAUAA